AUGCACGCCACACGCACCGCCCUGAUUGCACGCACACUGGUGCGCCGCGCAUCGCCCUCUGCGUCGCACGCACCUGCCACACCGUUCGCAGCGCGCCUGAAGAAGUCGACCAACAUCACGGGUGUCGAGGUGGCCAAGUCGCCGCUGGAGCAGCUCGAGUCGCGCUACACGCAGACGCUGCACGUGCUCAAGUCGAUGCCCGAGGCGUCGGUGUACAGACAGGCCACCAUCGCGCUCACCCAACACAGACUCGACGUCGUGCUCAACGCCAAGCGAGACGCGGACAAGGUCAGGUCGCAGCCCGAACAGCUCGAGAAGAUCUACGAACAGGCAGAGGCCCAGAUCGAUGCCGGCCAGCUCGAACAGGUGCUCGAACAGGCGCAGGCAGAGUACAAGCUCGCAGCGAAAAUGGUCGACUGGAAGGCUUGGGAGCCGCUCGAGCACCCGCCUGCUCCCGGACAGUGGUCGUACUUUUCCAUGGCUGAAGAAGCCGGCGAGGGCGGAGAAGACCACGGUCCCAGCAAGAACUAA
This is a messenger RNA of Moesziomyces antarcticus, 531 nucleotides long. Its product is annotated as NADH2 dehydrogenase. Gene Ontology annotation, biological process: respiratory electron transport chain. The record is from RefSeq and is a predicted model, not a curated record. Bases 1 to 531 code for a protein of 176 amino acids. The transcript has 2 exons. NCBI's taxonomy places the organism in Eukaryota, Fungi, Basidiomycota, Ustilaginomycetes, Ustilaginales, Ustilaginaceae.